CAAAAUGUAAACAAUUUUCCAUUUAUGGUAGCAACAGAUUUUCCAUGCUAAAAUUCGUAUUUUGAGUCAUAAAUAUAUGAAAUUAAAAGGCCAGUGUAGCAGCAAAUAACCAUGAGCACCUCAGUAGACUUCACUGAUUGGGUGCCCCCCGUGGAUCAUCUGCUUGCCAAUGGCAUCCCCAGCAUUGCAGCCCUAGACACCUAUAUUGCUGACCUUGAUCUUGACCUGGAGGAAAAUGCUAAAGAACUGGAUACAUGUUUGCAUGACAUGUUGAAGCUGACCAACACAAUUGUCGGGAAGGAGUACAUUACUCCUCGAGACGCCCUGCUGAGCAUGCUGAGUACCCAUGCCCUGGAGAAAGAAUCGUGUUACGACCCUGACAGUGAUGCAGUAACAGAAAUACUAUCACAUGCUUGGCACCAGCUGGACCAGGUUCCUGGCAGUGAAGAGGCCGUGUUUCAGGAUCUGCUCACACUGGCAUCCCAGCAGGGCCUCACCUUGCCCCUCAAGUCAGCUGUCGUUGACCCAAUCGCCUCCACCAUGUCUCUUAAUGCUGUGUCCGACAACAGUGAGAUACAAAUUGCACAGCAGUGGGACCAGAUCUCUCUUAGACUUAGGCGUUACUUUCUUGAGCGUCUGUCCCACCUGCCUGUGGCACCGUACGAGCCUUUACUCAAUGUGUGCGAGAAGCGACGUCUCAUGUAUGUACAGUCUCUUAUCUCACUCCAGCCCGUGGACGAGGUCUGGGAAAGGUAUCAGACGAUGCGGCACCAGCAACUAGAGCUAUGCUUGAGUCUAUUAAUGCCAGAGACGGAAACAGAUGUCAACAUUGUGAAAAUCUCUGAGAACUGUGCUGAGAUUGCACAGAUCAUCAUACAAAUGAUGAAUGAGGAUUUUAGUGUUCUCAGCUCUGGUGUGAUGAAAAAAGCACCCAAAAUAUUCCACGCCUUUCAUAAAACCUACCUGGAGAAAUACUCAGAUGAGAUGUCCGCCUUAGUUGAUGAGGUAAUGGAUGAAAUUCAUGACACUUUAAAAAGGGUGAAGUCGAGCAAUGCAAUCAGUGGUCAUAACUCCCUCCGGAGAUCAAAAGUCAAAGGGGGCGGGGCAGCCAUGCAUGCCUCCCACAGUGUAGACAGUGUUGCCAGUAUAGAGAACCAACCAAUGGGAAGCCAGCCCACCCUGAUCCCGCCUCAGUUCAUCCGUAUCAUGUUGAAUGUUGUAACAACCCUGCAGCAGAUCGAAGACCACUUGGAUGGCCUCCAGAAAGCUGCCAUCUGGGAUGUGGGCGGCAUAUCUAUAAAGAAAUCUCACAGGAAAGGGAGUCUCAAAGGAGUGCUAAAGCCAAGUUCCAGUCCUGAUAUAAACAAGCGGCCAGCGAGUGCCAGCCUGAGUAUUGACUCAGACUUCUCAGAUAUGACGGCCUCCUGCAUUUCAACAUCAUCUGUGCAGUUUGAUACCCAGCCUACACCUAAAGUGCAAGUAGUUGAGAAGAUGAAGCCGGAGGAGAAGGUUCGUUGGAGCUGGAAGAUGAUCUUCAAGCGUGUGGCCCCAGACCUGGCGACGUCCAUAGAGCAUGAGAUUCACACAUGCCUCAAGGCGAGUCUGGAUGUGGAGGUCCAGCAAUGGACAUCGUCACACACUCUUGAGACUGUGCCCGUACUUGACAGCCUGGUGGGCGGCAGACUUGACUACCCUCGAGUCAUCUCAAAGGGUACCUCAGUGUUUAUGAAGGAAGUAGAGACCUACCUGGGAGUAGCUAAGGCUGGGGCCGAGGGCUAUCUCCACCCUGUCAGGACAGCCUUCAUUGACAUCACCAACACCUGUCUCAAAAACUUCCACUCCCACCUACUGAAGAUAAGUGAGGAGAUACCCCUCCAGUCGCCCAUCCAGAACCUGUACACACUGCUAUCCAGCGCUGCCUACAUCAGGAACCAAUUGCUCCACUUUGAUAUCGUUCUCGCACCAGAUGACAGUAAGAAGCCAUUCAGCCUGCAGUACAAGCAGUUUGUGGAGCUUGUGGAGAGCCUCACUUCAACAGUGGUCCAGCGUCAUGGCAACUACAUUGCCACCUCCGUCCUCCACGAUACAGAUAGCCAUAACUGGACAGAAAACAAGGAGUUCUUUGAGGCGGAGCGUUGUUCAUUUCCUGUGCAGAUGUGGCACUACUACUUGACAGGCAUGCAGUAUGACAUGUGGAGCCUGUUACCCCCGAAACUGGCCCAGUCCACCUUCGCGGUCAUCCUGCAUGAUUCACUGCAGAUUCUCACACAUAGAUACACACACGCCUCCCCAUCAUUCCGUAGGGUCGGGCAGUUCAGGUGUGACAUUAUGACGAUCCUGCUUUGUGUCAGCGAGCAGCUGUUCUGGGUGAGUGGGUCAUUGUCACGGGUGCUAGACGCAGGCCAUACCCAGGCGCCACACUAUGCCAUACACAACCUGUGUACAACACUCCUGUCAGCCAUGGUGGUUAUUGCCGCACCGCUACCCGUUAUGUACAAGGUGAACAAGAAGGGAUUCCGUUACCGACAGCGACGAAAGAGCCUCACCCAGGGAGACCGAGGCAACAAUACUAACUGGCUUGCCUGGAUACGGCCAACCAUCCUGGACAAGACUUCCAAGAGUUUGAAUGAUUUGCGCACCACCGUUGCCCUGUACCUGCACACUAAGCUGUUACUACGGCAACCAGAACUCAACUUCCCACUCACACUUCAGGCCUACUUUAUGAAGGACUACACCUUGUCCAUCCUGUUUCUGGCCCAGGCAGUUACAUCUAGUCAAUCUGAAACACCGACAGACAAUGCAACAGACCUGCGUACAGGGCCAGACCGGGAAUUCAUCUUGUCGCUGUUCCGUGUUCUUACUUUCGCCCCUGGCUUCACUGACGGGCUCUCCAAGGUCAUACUCCCUCUCAUCGACAGGACAAAUGCCUGGGAUCACCUGGACACCAGACAUGUGCCGGGGAGAGACAUCCCUCUGCCUGUUUGGAUGGAGUGUGUUCUAGAGUGCAUGAGGCCAUUUGUUCUCAGAGUGUUGAAAUCAAUGAUCGACUACGUAUUGACUGAAGCCGAGGCAAAGAAGAUAACACCCAUCUCCUCUGUUAUUGAAGAGCUCCCUUGUGGCUGCCGAUCUCAUGCCACAGCCACUCCCAGAUACAAGAGAGCAGAAGUGGUCCGUGACACGGUGGACCAUAUCUUGAAGCUUGUUCUAGGCCAGAUGGUGGAGGACAUGUUUGUGUUGCCCACAAGUGUUAUAACGCUUCUCAAGGCCCUGGAACAACAAUGUGCCAGCCGGGGCCUCAAGACACCCCACCACUGUGUCGGCACUAAGUUUGUUGCUCUGUCCCUACGUGAGUACCUGUUGAACACAACCCUGUUGUCAGAUGACCUUGGGUUGACCUUGACCCCAGCACUCAAGGAGGAGUUCAAACUACUGGCUGACUGUGUGUACCAUGUCCUUGUGUCUGGGAAAGUGAAGAGCAGUUCGACCCCGCGUCUUGCUGGUCGGUUCUGUAAAGACAACAAAGAGUGGAUCAAUGACAAGGUUCAGAUCCUCAUUAACUACCUGGGCAGCGAAUUAUUUGAUGGUGGGAGCAACCCAGUGUUACAGGGGUCAACAGGGGAAUUCCAGGAGCAAUUUUACCAGGGCUUGGCCAUGGACCUCCUUUCUACAAAACAUGGUGAUGAGGACAUGCAGCGCCUAUACUGGCUGCUUCACCACAACCAGGACUGGCUCCAUCGCCAGCUCGACAUCCGACACGGUCUGCUCCUGGCUCGCCCGUUCUCUGACACAGAGGGGUUCCAGCUGGACAUGACCCCUGCAGCUCCAGCAGACUAUAACCCCAUAGUGGAGCAUCAGAAGAUUGGCUCAUACAAGUUUGACCAUGCAAUGAUUGAAGACCUAACAGUGGACUGGGAGAAACUCCUGCAGGCGGACCUGGGCCUCAGUGAGGUUGGGUUCCGCUCUCUGCUGUACAACCGACACGAGAUGCAGGACGGAGCAUACCUUGAGGACUCCGAGAAGAAACCUGUCACUGCUCUCCGCGCCAUGUUUGAGAAUGACCCCAGGGAAUUGAGAUAACCCUUAACCUUCAACAAAAUAAUGUACAUAAUAUAGGCUAUACAUUGUCAAUGAGGCAGUAGGGCAGAAGCUGUUUUUGUGAUAUCUUACCUUUGUAGCAAAGGAUCAGCAGCAAAGGUCAAAGUUCAAUGAACGUUUUUCACAUGUAUCAUGAAUUAUAUGCGCAGUGUACAAUAAACUUUGAAUUUUUUCCCACCAAUUAUUUAAGACUAGAUUAACUGGUGUGUAAUUUUGAAAACAAUCUUUUUAGAUGUUACUAAAUAGUUUUCACACAAAUUAUAGUAUCUUACUGAACAUUAUUAUUAUGCAGUGUAUGUUGAGCAAUUGUUAUUUUCAAUAUGGUUGUUUAUUAUCACUUAGAUUGAGUAAUUUUUCAUUUGCAUAUUCAUAUACUGGAUUGUAACCACUUUUUGGCCCCUACAAAUUAUUCCCUCACCCUGUAAAAUCUUUGUUUAACAAUUCCAUUAUGAUCGUUUUUCAUCCAUAAGAUAUUUUGUGUGCAAAUGAAGCUUCAAAAUAGGGAAAAUAAUCUCUUUCUCUGAAAAUGAGUAAUUUAUUAGCAAAAUUGAAUUUGCACCAGGUUGCACCGUCUUCCAGCGGGGGAUUACUCAUUUCCUACCGCUCAACAAAAUGGAAAUAUUUCACCCAAAACUUGUUAAACAGAGAAAUAUGUUUCAUAUUAUAAAAAAUUGGAAGAAAUAUCCUAUUAAGUUCUCGAUCAGGAACAUUUGAUUUUCAUUUGUUUAAAUAUUAGUGUAACUUUUCUAGGGUGGGAGAAUUAUGGGUAAAGUACACUGUCAUUUCAGUGGUUUUUACUGAGGCCUAUUGUUCUCCCUAUUAAAUUUCAUUCAAAAUAUUCGAGUAUUAUUCAAAUUUUUAAAGCCAUUCAUUAUUCCGCCAUUUCUGGGUGAAAAAGGGGUCCUUACCAGUAUGGUUAAUAUUUCCCCCCAAAAAAGUGAUUAGAAAAGAGAUCUCAGAUUAGAAUGCUUGUAGCCAGAAAUUUUUGGUCAGGUAUUUAAACAAGUCAAGAACGCUGUACCGCCUUGAUCUAAUAAUGUUACAAUAGCUGUUACACAUACAGAUGGUAUGUACCUAACCAAGUAUGGCAUUUAAAUUGUUUAUCUUUGAGAUUGUUCAGCUCAAUAUCUGUUUGAAUAUACAUAGGUAUAUUAUAAAAUCAUAUUAAUGUUACCAAUAUCAAAUAUAUCAGAAUUUCUUGUUCAAACACAAAAUCUUAUAUACACAUAUAAUAAGUGUUUAAGUUGACAAAUUAUGGUGACUUGUUUCUUGUUGACAUGUGUAUGUAAGUCAAAUAUAAGGUUUGACAACAAACACUUUAUGGCAUUAGUUAGUAUACUAAGCUUGUGAUGUGCCAUUCAUCUAGAUGUUUGGUGUACAUAUUGAUAUUAAUUGUACAAAUAUCUUUGUUCUUUCAAGUGAACAAUAUUUACAUUUGCAUAAUUCAUUUAAGCCAUUGUCAAAUGUUCUACGCAGAUUUUUGAAUAUCAUCUUUUAUUUUUUAUAAAGAUAAUUAAAUAAAAGUAUCAAUUGAAGAACUUCCACACUUUGCAACUGUUAAUUAAGAUUUGUUUUAUUAUUUCAGCUACAAAGCAAAUUUUUACACUGAACUAAAAUAUCCAUCUGAGUAAAAUUACAAUUUAUUUAAUUUUAUGUAUCUAUACAGACCUUAAUUUAGUUUUCUUGAAUUUUGCUUUCAAAACUCAAAUAUGACAAUCUUGUAUAAAGACGUUCUCCAAUUGAAACUUUGUAUGUCAGUCAUUUAGCAGGAGUUAAAAUUCUUAAUUACAUAUUCUAUUUUUUUCAUAGGUUUUGGUAUGCAAAAUAUUUGAUGUUAUUUCAAGUGAAACUGAUAUUCUAUGUUACAUUUAGAAACUGAAUGUUACUAUACCACAGUCGCCUGACAUGAUUAUUAUAAUAUGUCUGUCGUGUUUCCCUUGUCUGUGAUAUAGAACUGGGUUGUGAUCAAUCCAGUUUUCCAUAAGUGCAAUACACAACUGUCUCAAGUGUUUGUUUUUUAAGUUAUCCAGGAUGUCAUGUUUUCCCAUCAUCAAGUUGUGGUACUCUUGUUUCACUUAUUAUUUAUGUUCUGUAGUGUUUAUCUCCCUUUGACACAAACCUAUCCUUGUUACUGUGCUAUUAUAUUGAAUAUCCAAUAAAUAUUACUAAGUUA
Mya arenaria is the source of this 6268-nucleotide messenger RNA. RefSeq lists its product as uncharacterized. The transcript has 26 exons. NCBI's taxonomy places the organism in Eukaryota, Metazoa, Mollusca, Bivalvia, Myida, Myidae. The record is from RefSeq and is a predicted model, not a curated record. Bases 112 to 4077 code for a protein of 1321 amino acids.